GUAGAAAAUCGCUACAUAGGAUGAUAAAAUGCCGAUUUGCUGGCUUGUUAGCGGGGAGGGGAAUCAUAGACCCAUCCGACUGCCUCACCUACAGACUGUUGUGCUGGGUCGAGGCCCAGAAACUACUAUUAAAGACAAGAAAUGCUCUCGGCAGCAAGUUGAAUUGAAAGCAGAAUGCAACAAAGGUUAUGUCAAAGUUAAACAGCUGGGCUUGAACCCGACCUCCAUAGACUCUGUGGUGGUGGGUAAGGGCAAUGAGGUCAAAAUGAAGCCCGGACAGAAGCUUCAUAUUGUCAAUCAGCUCUACCAAUACACUGUACAGUUCAAGGAGGAUCCCACCGGGGGCCAAGACCGCACCAAAAGACCACGAGAGCCGGCUUCAGUAGACAGAGAGAGCCACAGAGAGGUUCCGGGUAUGAAAGCGGCUAAACAGACAGAAAAGGUGCCCACGUUGGUCAGCCAUGGAGAAGCCACAAAAAGCAGUGGAAUUGGACAUUGGAGCCAAGGUCUGAAGGAGUCAAUGCAAGACCCAAAGAUGCAGGUGUACAAGGAUGAUAAAGUAGUGGUAAUCAAAGAUAAAUACCCUAAAGCUCGCUACCACUGGCUGGUCCUCCCGUGGCAGUCCAUUUCCAGUCUGAAGGCCUUACGCGAGGAGCACUGCGACCUGGUGAAACACAUGCAUCAAAUUGCUGAUCAGAUGGUUCAGCAGUGCCCGGAUGCUAGCUCGCUAAGCUUUCGCACAGGGUACCAUGCUAUCCCCAGUAUGAGCCAUGUACAUCUCCAUGUGAUCAGCCAAGACUUUGACUCUCCUUGUUUAAAAAACAAAAAGCAUUGGAACUCAUUCACAACCGACUAUUUCAUGGAUUCCCAUGAUGUCAUUCAGAUGCUUGAAACAAAUGGAAAGGUCGCUGUCAAAGAAGGAACCAGUGAGAUGUUAAAACUACCUCUCCGCUGUCACAUGUGUCACAGAGAGCUUCCAACCAUACCAGCUCUGAAGGAACACCUGAAGUCUCACUUUCCCCAGUUAAGAAAGUGACCUCAAGAAGGGUACAAUAGGUUAGGACGUUUAUGCAUUCAACCUAGGACUGCAGUGUGCUAGGCAUUUUUUUGUUGAUGUUAAUUUAAAUUUAUGUUCUCAUAAAACUUGUUUCAAAAAAUGUAAUAAUGUGACCGGAAUACAAUCUUCAUCUAUAGCUUUAGUUGCAUUUUCAACUCGUCAUUUUUUAUUAGGUGUAAGAGGAAGGUCACUUAUGUUAGAUUUCAGUUUUCAGUUUUUUGUAAUAUGGCAUCUAUUGUUUCCACAUGUUCAAACAUGUUUAAGUAUGUUGUAAUAAAUGUUUUCAAAGAACUGA
Messenger RNA from Morone saxatilis (striped sea-bass), 1352 nucleotides. RefSeq names its product aprataxin (gene aptx). The record is from RefSeq and is a predicted model, not a curated record. The coding region runs from base 29 to 1036 and encodes 335 amino acids. NCBI's taxonomy places the organism in Eukaryota, Metazoa, Chordata, Actinopteri, Moronidae. Gene Ontology annotation, molecular function: single-stranded DNA binding; mismatched DNA binding; protein binding. Gene Ontology annotation, biological process: single strand break repair; double-strand break repair. Gene Ontology annotation, cellular component: nucleus. The transcript is spliced from 7 exons.